UCAGAUAAGAUACCACAGGAAAUAACUCACUUCUGGCAACAACGAAAAAUCUCUUUGUUAAUUCUCCUGAAAAUAUCUUAAAUACACCAGGCAAUCUCACAUUGAGCAGUAGCUUGAAAAUGGUGAAAUCCUUUCUAUACUGCAGUUCAAAUUUACACUAAGAGUAAUUUCCAAACACUCAAAUAUUAGACAAAUAUUUCCUAGAAAAAAUAUGUAGUUUUAUUUUUACAACAGCAACCAAAUGUGGUCAAAACAUUUGUCACUAAUGCAAGUGAUUCUUUUAACUUUAAUUACUACUUCAUGGAUUGUGCAAAGCUCCAGCUAUGUGGCUGCUGAAUUUUGUAAAGAAGAUUUGUCUGAGGAAGAAGAAAUUGCAUUUACAUGCUCUUGUCAUUUCAAGAAUGAGACAAUCAUUAUUCAAGACCUCAAGAUAAGUAGUGGCGGCAAACACCUCAUACUUCCUACCAACACAACAAGGCUGCAGGUUGGCUGGUGUCAGGCAGUCCAUCUCAAUGGCCCCACCCUCAUCUCCCUCUCCAACAUUCACAUUCUACACCUACAUGAAAUUGAUGUGCUUCAUGUAUCAUAUGAUUUUUUUCUACAAUAUCAGACUCAGCUUCAGACACUUCAGCUGUCUUCCUCUGGAUUUGCUCCACUACAUGAUGCUCUCAUCAUUCAUGCUCACAAACUGACACGCAUCCUCUUUGAUAACAUUAUCUCAGAAAGAGAAUUCAGUCUCUUGCUGCAGACAGAUCAGAAUCAGCACCAAGAGAUUUUAGCUAUAACCAACAGCAAAAUAAAGACAUUGGGUGAAAUUAACAUUGCAUCAAGAUAUGUUAAAAAAAUUGUGCUACAGAGCAAUAUGAUUGGCAAGGUUCUCACCAGUGCACUCCUCCAUGAUUCCCAAGACACAGUGAUUGAAAACAACAGUAUUGACAGUCUUGAGUUCCUCUCAUUUGACUUCAACACGCAUAACUUUACAUUUAAACAAAAUAUCAUUAAAUCAUUGGCAAUGUAUAGUUUGGUUAUAAAUGAAGCCAAUGCAAUAAUAAUGCUCCACAACACAUUUUAUCACAUUGAACGACAUGGACUAGCCUGGCUACAUUUAACACAAGAGCAUGGAUAUUUUCUCUUCUCAGGAAAUCAUUUCUAUGCACAAGAGGAAGAAAGUCUGAUUCUCCCUAACUUUAUGCCAUUAAAUUAUAAGCUGGAAAUUGAGGACAAUGUAUUGCACACAGUGACUUGCAACUGUAGUACAAUGAUUUUAUUAAAUUCCAUCAUAACUGAUAGUACCAUGAGGGAGCCACAAGUUAUAUAUGAAUUGUUUGAGCAUUCAACAAUCUGCUCCGACAUGAAAAAUAACACCAUAAGGCUGAAUAUCAUCUGUGGUAAAAAUUCUGUAGACAAGGAACCUGUAAUAUAUUAUUUCAUAACAGGUGGAAUUAUUAUAGGUUCACUUUUAAUCAUACUACUACUACUGAAAGUCAAGAAGUAUGCAAAAAUUACCAAUGUAACUCUUGCCACAAAAGAAAUGGAAAUCAUGUUAAAAUCUCCAGGAUGAAGAAAAGGAGUGUCAAAUGGUGCUUCUGAUUAUGUUUUUAUGGAAUUUCAAAACACUGAAUAGUAGCAGCUUUGGGCUGGGCUAAUGGAAAAGAAAAUAUCAAUACCAACUAACUCAAAACUUAGCUUUAUUCAUGCUACAAGAAUAAACCUUUAACUAAAAGAUUUAAUCUAACUAUUAGUCAUUUCUAUUACAUGAAGUAAACUUUUCUUUUAUUUUAAUAUGGAGCUUAGAAACAGAACUACUCACUAAAGCAUUUCUUUAAUGUAAAAGGGAAAAACUUAUCAAAGGCAACAAAAAUUAUAGGUUCAGUGUUCUAGAAAUUUGGCAUGUGGACGUGAAACCUAAACAUCACUCAACAUACAUAACAGAUUUUGAUAGAAGUGUACAAUGUAGAUGAGAAAUGACAAUACACAAACCACAAUUCUACUUACCCCACUUCCAGCUGACAACCACAUAGACAACCACCAUGAACUGAAUGCUGUAGAUCCAACAUUCAGAAGAAAUGUAGAGAUCACCAGUGUGCAGAUCACAUAGCCACCACAUGCAAUAAUGUAAGAAUGUUGACAUGGUUGAAUCCUGACGCCUGCGUACAGCUGGAGGAGAGAGUUCAUCUCUGCAAAGAGUUCAAUUGAAACAAUUAAAAUAUGCAGUCUUCAUUUUUUUUUUCAUCUUUGUUUCAGCUGGCUAUUUGCAAGCACAUCGGAUGGCAUCUGAGUAACACAGAGCUUGCAUUAAUAAGUAUUAUAGUGAUAUCUAUAAAAGUAAUCCUGAAAAUCUAAAGUACAUAAGAAUUUUCUAUCUUAACCAAUGUAGAAAACUCUUCCAUCUUGUAUCAGUUUAUUGGCAGCGCUGAUGAAAUUUGAAAAAUAUCUGAUCAAGAGCCACUACAUCCAAAUAUUGCCAAAAAAAUAGUAUAUUAAAAUUAUUAAGCAUUUGACAGUCAGCAACCAUCCAUACAAUAUAAUAUUUCAUUUUUUAGUCAUUUGGAGAAAGCUUAUCCUUACUCAUUACAAUUCAUAUGUACCAGGAUUUAUAUAAGAGUAUGUUAUCUGUAUAAUUUCAAUAUGUAAAGUAAGGUCUUAUAUAAAGAAAAAUAAUCUGUCCCCAAGGUGAUGAUACAUCCAAGACCUGAGACAAUGUGCUAAGUAUUUAGCUUUGUCUUCACAUACUUCUUGCUCUCUGCUUGAUGACUGUGGCUAAAAAUUUUCCUAAUUAAUUUAUCAGUUGAUUUAAUAAUACAUAAAUAAUGUAAAAAUUUUAUAUAUAAAACUGAGUUGGUUUGUGAAUCUGACAGUUUCUUCAGACCAUAGUGAACGCCUCAAUUCAAACAUGCUUUCACUCCCAAGAAAGUUGUUACUGACAGCAAAUGAUUUGUAUAAGCAGAAUACCUACACCAAAAUGACAAAGUUUUUACCUUUCAUAUUCUUCCUUUUCCACACUAUCCAUAUGUGAGUUGUACAAAGUAGCAUAUUCUGAACUGUCUUCCAGAAGCUUGGCAUGUAAAUCAAACCCAGCAACACGUCCAUCUUGUAUAAGCAGAACACGAUCACACUGAGGCAGGUACUGAUGAAAAUUAAAAGAAAAAGUGACAUA
Portunus trituberculatus (swimming crab) is the source of this 3157-nucleotide messenger RNA. RefSeq lists its product as uncharacterized. The record is from RefSeq and is a predicted model, not a curated record. NCBI's taxonomy places the organism in Eukaryota, Metazoa, Arthropoda, Malacostraca, Decapoda, Portunidae. The transcript is spliced from 5 exons. The coding region runs from base 242 to 1561 and encodes 439 amino acids.